AUGCCCUCUCCGGCAGACAGCGCGUUUGAAAGGCACCAUGACAGUUGGCCCGCCUUCCACCAGUAUCUGGACGGCUACUGCAGCAGGCAUGGCGUCAAUAUCGGCGUGGAGUUCACCGUCAGUGCGGCAGGACGCAACCGAGACGUACGUCGGUCAAAGCGGGCGGCGCAAGGCGAAGAAACCGUUCAACUGCUCCCUGCCAAGUGGGAAGCCUACCGACGAACCUAUGUAUGCCGACUUGGGCGCAAACCUCGCAGCGCGGAUACAAGUAAGCCUCGCUAUUCGUGCCCCUUUCGGUUUACGGUGAAGAGCGUGAGGUGCCAUGGCACCUGGCACCUUGUGGUCACGGCAGCUAAUCUGGAGCAUGAUCACACGCCAGGCAACUCGUCUUGG
Molecule: messenger RNA, 393 nt
Organism: Phytophthora sojae
Lineage: Eukaryota; Oomycota; Peronosporomycetes; Peronosporales; Peronosporaceae
Exons: 1
Source: RefSeq, a predicted model, not a curated record